AUCUUGAAACGAAAUGGUGUUGAAAUCCCUCCUUUGAUCGUUUCAUCUCAAUUAUCAUCUCCUAUAUGCAAUUAUUUGGAAUUUUGUAAAUCUCUUUCGCUUAAAGAAAUUCAUAAAGUUAGACGAGAAUUUCUUGACCUAAUUCCAAUGAGCAAUAUCGAAAAAGUUUAUAAAGAAGAUCUAGUAGAAAAAGAAAUUUACAAAUUAUUUCUUGAAAGAUGUUAUUCUCUUAAAUACCUUCAACUUUUGGAUGUUCCACUUACUGAUUGUCCCGGCGCCACCUCAAGUUUAUCAUAUCUUUGUGAAUUAGAAUGUAACGCUAACAUUUCUUCAAAGACGUUUUUAGAACUCUCCAAAAUUUGUCUACACAUUCAAAUAAUAAAUAUUAAUCCAUGCGAUAAGGAUAAUAAAGGUUUAGCAACAUUAAUUAAAUCGCAAAAAUAUUUAAAAGAACUAAAAUUACAAUGUUCGUAUCGAGAUUUCAAAGUUCCUUUAAUCAGCAACGCAAUCUCCACUCUUUCCGACACUUUGAUUUGUAUUCGAUUAAUAAGAAAUAUUUGUAUUUCACCAGAAACUCUUCGUACUCGUCCUCAUCAACAUUUUCGUCCAAA
Molecule: messenger RNA, 611 nt
Organism: Racocetra fulgida
Lineage: Eukaryota; Fungi; Glomeromycota; Glomeromycetes; Diversisporales; Gigasporaceae
Source: the annotation of a GenBank genome assembly